Messenger RNA from Epithele typhae, 774 nucleotides. RefSeq names its product heterokaryon incompatibility protein-domain-containing protein. NCBI's taxonomy places the organism in Eukaryota, Fungi, Basidiomycota, Agaricomycetes, Polyporales, Epitheliaceae. The transcript is spliced from 2 exons. The record is from RefSeq and is a predicted model, not a curated record. The annotation marks the transcript as partial.
AUGUGGCUCCUUACCACAGAUCGGGCAGAACUGCACUUCUUCGCCAUUCCAGAGGACGUCCCGGACGAGUACGCCAUUCUCUCUCACGUAUGGAACAAGCCCCCCUUGGAGCCCGAAAUGUCUUUCCAAGACAUCGAAUAUCAUCAGAGACGAUGUCAAGACACCGGCGACCACCCACGCGACACUCUCCCCUCCGAAAAACUCAAGGGUGCGCUCGCCUUCGCCGAGCGAAACGGCUACGGCUGGCUGUGGGCCGACAUGUGCUGCAUCAAUAAGACCAGCAGCACCGAGCUCUCAGAGGCGAUCAACUCCAUGUAUCGUUACUACGCCGCCGCCGGUGUCUGUUACGCUUACUUCUUCGACGUCUCGUCGUCUCAACCCGCGCCAGCGUGGCUCGAGGAAUUUUGGAACAGCGAAUGGCACGAGCGGGGCUGGACCCUCCAAGAGCUCGUCGCCCCCAAAGACGUCCUCUUCUUCGCUCGUGACUGGACGGUGCUCGGGAACAAGAUGGCACUCGCCGAAGUUCUGCAGCUGAAGACUAGGGUGCCAAAAGAGGUGCUGCGGAUGCAGAAGAACGUGCGCUCCGUCAGCGUCGCGCAGCGUAUGUCGUGGGCAGCGGGGAGGCGUACCACGCGGGCCGAGGACAAGGCGUACUCUCUCAUGGGCAUUUUCGGCGUCCACUUCGUCCCGAUCUAUGGCGAGCGCGACCACGCGUUCAUGCGCCUGCAAGAACAGAUCAUGAAGAGCUCGACCGACAUGUCGCUGUUCGCGUGG